Yamadazyma jaroonii is the source of this 402-nucleotide messenger RNA. Lineage: Eukaryota; Fungi; Ascomycota; Pichiomycetes; Serinales; Debaryomycetaceae. The record is from the annotation of a GenBank genome assembly.
AUGUCGUUUUCUAAAAAAACCAGAUUUUCUGAUUUAAUUAACUGGAGAAUUAAAGUUCAUACAAUUGAUAAUCGUUACUUCGUAGGUACAUUAUUAUCAUUUGAUGGACAUAUGAAUGUAAUAUUAGGUGACUGUGAAGAAAGAAGAAUCCCAAAUAAGCAAUUAAAUGCCAAUUCAAAAGACGAACGAAAUACAAAAGAGUUGAGAAGAAAUUUAGGUUUAAUCAUCUUAAGAGGUGGGCAAAUUAUCGAUGUGACUGUAGAAGGACCAGGACCUUCAGAUCCUAGUUCAAGAGUACGAAGACCUAUCAAACAACCUGUUGCACCAAGUAAAAGUAAAUCUGCUACAUCAAAUAAAGAACGUAAUCCAACAUCCAGACCAUUCUAUCGUCCACCAAAAUAA